This is a messenger RNA of Oncorhynchus tshawytscha (Chinook salmon), 2063 nucleotides long. RefSeq names its product kelch-like protein 23. The transcript has 6 exons. Gene Ontology annotation, molecular function: protein binding. Lineage: Eukaryota; Metazoa; Chordata; Actinopteri; Salmoniformes; Salmonidae. Bases 127 to 1866 code for a protein of 579 amino acids. The record is from RefSeq and is a predicted model, not a curated record.
GGCGUUUAUUAGAUUGGUUGGUUUACAAGGGAAUUGCGCAUAUAAAUAAGGAUUUACAACAGAUGGCGUGUGAUGCCGUUUGACUCGCUCCAAACACAGGAUGCUUUAACAACAGGAAAAUAAACCAUGUCGAGCAGGAACACAAUGUCAUCUAAGGGACAGGAGUCGCCGGAAUCCUUCUACACCUAUGAUUUCUGUGACCCAACCCAUCCCACGGAGGUUCUAGAAGCCCUCGGACAAUACUACACAGAAGCCUUGUUCACUGACAUAGCUCUACAGUGCUCUACAGGGGAGCUCUUCCACUGCCAUAAAGUGGCUCUAUGCUCCCGUAGUUCCUACUUCAGAGCCAUGUUCACAGCCGAUAUGAGAGAGAGGUCCCACAGUGUCAUCAGACUAGCUGGGGUAGAUGUGGAGGUGCUGACGACUCUGGUGGACUAUGUGUACACCUCCAAGGCCUCCAUUACCCAGUGGAAUGUAGAGUCUCUGCUGGAGGCUGCAGACCUGCUGCAGUUCGGAGCCGUGAAAACGGCCUGUGAGAACUUCCUGGUUCGUCUCCUCGACGUCGACAACUGUCUGGGCAUGCUCCGUUUCGCCCAGCUCCAUGUGUGUCUGUCCCUGGAGAAGGAGGCACGCAGGGUGCUGCUCUGCCACUUCCACGAGGUGGUGAGAGAGGAGGAGUUCCAGGAGCUGGGGGUGGAGAAGGUGAGGAGCCUCCUGCAGGAGGAGAACCUGGCGGAGGUGUUGAAAGAGGCGGUGCUGGUGGAGGGGGUGGUGAGGUGGCUGGCCCACGAUACUCUUGCCCGCAGGGGACACUUCCAGGAGCUUCUUCACUCCGCCCACUUAGACCUGAAGGAAGAGUACCUCAGGACUGCCUUAGAGAUUCAUAGAGAGUGUCUGGAGACUGACACUGAAGACAUCCACUCUCUAUUUGUCCAAGCUCUGAAGACUGCUUUUAAUAUCAAUAAAAGCCCUUCGGAACACUGCAGAAGGGGCAGGAGACUGACCUCCAGGAUGUUUGUGAUAGGAGGGUACCACUGGCACCCUCUGUCUGAGGUCCAGACCUGGGACCCAGUCACGGACCAGUGGCAGCAGGGGGAGGAUAUGCCAGACCACACCAGGGAGAGUUAUGGAGUUACCCUGCUGGGCUCCAACAUCUAUAUUAGCGGCGGCUACAGGACAGACACUACAGAGGCUCUAGAUACAGUGUGGGUUUACAGCAGUGAUACUGAUAAAUGGACACAGGGGCAGCCCAUGCUGACAGCGAGGUACUACCACUGUUCUGUGGGUCUGCAUGGGUGUGUCUACGUCAUAGGAGGGUACAGAGGAGGGGCGCCCAUGGGGGAAACGGAAUUCUAUGACCCCUUGAAAAGGAAGUGGAUUCCCGUAGCUAAUAUGGUACAAGGCGUGGGGAACGCUACGGCCUGUGUUCUGAGAGACACAAUAUAUGUGGCAGGUGGUCACUAUGGUUACAAGGGAAGCUGCACCUAUGAUAAGAUUCAGACCUACAGGGCAGACGUCAAUGAAUGGAGUAUAACAACGACCUGUCCUCAUCCAGAGUACGGCCUGUGCCUGGUGUCACUGCACCCCAAGCUGUACCUGGUGGGUGGCCAGACCACCAUCACAGACUGUUACGAACCGGACAGAGAUGAGUGGAGCCAGCUGGCCAGGACCAAGGAGAGGAGGAUGGAGUGUGGCGCCGUGGCCAUGAACGGGUCCCUGUACGUCACCGGGGGCUACUCCUACUCCAAGGGCACCUACCUGCAGAGUGUGGAGAGGUACGACCCCGAACAGGACACCUGGGAGAUCGUGGGGAAUUUACCUGGAGCGGCGCGGUCCCAUGGAUGUGUCUGUGUUUACAGUGUUUAGUAAAAUGCAUGUACACAGAAAACAAGUGUGCAAUAAAAAUCAAAAACCAAAGAACAGAAUUUUUCUCACAAUGUCGAGGUGUGAGACAAGGCUGCAAUUUGAGUCCAAAUCUUUUCAACAUUUAUAUCAAUGAAUUAGCAGACAUGUUGGACCAAUCUCCAGCCCCAGGACUCACACUAUUUGACACAGAGGUGAAA